This is a messenger RNA of Trichoplax adhaerens, 688 nucleotides long. Its product is annotated as 40S ribosomal protein S5. The transcript is spliced from 5 exons. The record is from RefSeq and is a predicted model, not a curated record. Bases 12 to 623 code for a protein of 203 amino acids. Gene Ontology annotation, biological process: translation; ribosomal small subunit assembly. NCBI's taxonomy places the organism in Eukaryota, Metazoa, Placozoa, Uniplacotomia, Trichoplacea, Trichoplacidae. Gene Ontology annotation, cellular component: ribosome; cytosolic small ribosomal subunit. Gene Ontology annotation, molecular function: rRNA binding; mRNA binding; structural constituent of ribosome.
GAAACUACGAAAUGGUUGAUACAGAAAUUGUGCUGCCGGCUGCUGAGCCGCAAGAAGUCAAGCUCUUCGGUAAAUGGAGCACCGAUGAUGUACAAAUUGGCGAUAUCAGCUUGAAUGAUUAUAUUGCUGUCAAGGAGAGACAUGCUACUUAUCUUCCACAUACUUCUGGUCGCUAUUCCGCUAAACGGUUUAGAAAAGCACAGUGCCCUAUCGUCGAGCGUUUAACUAAUUCUAUGAUGAUGCAUGGACGCAACAAUGGAAAGAAGUUAUUGGCUGUACGCAUUGUCAAGCACUCAUUUGAAAUUAUCCAUCUUUUAACCAAUGAAAACCCUUUGCAAGUUCUAGUGAAUGCAAUUAUCAACAGUGGCCCACGCGAAGAUUCUACCCGUAUUGGAAGAGCUGGUACUGUUAGACGUCAAGCAGUUGACGUUUCUCCAUUACGACGCGUUAACCAGGCCAUGUGGUUGCUUUGUACUGGAGCAAGAGAAGCUGCAUUUAGAAACCUAAAAUCAAUUUCCGAAUGUUUAGCUGACGAGCUUAUAAACGCUGCCAAGGGUUCUUCCAAUAGUUAUGCCAUCAAGAAGAAAGAUGAAUUGGAACGUGUGGCUAAAUCGAACCGUUAAGAAUAUUACCGAUUUCAUGUUUUAUAAUGUAAUGUAACCAAAGCAAAAUAAAAAAGAUUAGUUCA